UGCGCUGGCGCCACUUCCCUCGACCCUCUCUAGAUGGCGCACGCUGCUACGUGUUGAGCUGGUGGGCUGCAGAGCGGCAGUGGGGCUGGUCGGGGGCUGGCUACUGGCUGCUCGCUGCUCGCGGGGGCUCCGUGGCCGUGAGUGUGCUCGAGGGGAACUUAAAAAAAACUUCGCUGCGCAUAUCCAGCGCAUUUUAGCGAGCGGACGCUACGUCGGAGGAGGCUCGGCCAGUCCAAAACGGUCUUCGACGGAGCGGGUUCUCCACAGCAUUGAUUUCCGGCCAACAUGGAUGAUUUGGCAGGCUGUUUUGUGUUGGGAAAACGAAGAAUAAGUUCCAAGUUUGUGUGAAAGCAAGACGAGUGGACCGAAGAGAGAAAGGCCCGGUGUGGUCAUUUAAGUCGAUGUUGCCUUCAGAUGCUUUGUUAGCGGACCUUGAGACCACGACAUCCCACAUUUCAAAAUGUCCACUUUUCCUGUCUGAUGAGACUGCCUACGCUCUCCCUGUCGGGGGCCAAACCGAAAAAGAUAUCCGCUUUUCACCCCAAGGCCCACCCAUUCCCUCUGAGAAAACGCUCAAUGGAGUACAGGACAGAGAUGAAAAUAUUUCUUCAAUCGAUAGCAGCAGUCCACCUCAAGUCCCUGGAGAAGAGGACCAUGUAUACAGUUUCCCAAAUAAGCAGAAGAGCAGUGAACCUUCACCUGCCAUGAACCAGUCCUUUGGCAGCAACCUGUCAGAGUUGGACCGCCUGUUGCUAGAACUCAACACUGUCCAGCAAAGCACCCCCGCCUUCCCAAAUGAAGAAGAGACAGCCCCACCUCUGCCUGCCAGCAUUGUGGUCCACAAUAUUCAGGCGAAUGGAGUGCCGGUUUCAUCCCAGGUCUCACCACCUGUGUUGGAGAACCCCAAACACAGUUCUACGGUCCGAGGGAUAGAGGACGUACGACCCAGUGUGGAGAGCCUUCUGGAUGAGCUGGAAAGCUCUGUGCCCUCACCUAUGCCUACUUCAUUGGUGGUGUCAGCUGGGCAGAUUGAUGGACAAGACGGAACACAAGCACAGCAACAAGCAAGGAUGUCUGCGUCUUCUGCCACACGAGAGCUGGAUGAACUGAUGGCCUCCUUGUCGGACUUCAAAGUCCAAAGCAACAUCCAAUCACAGGGAAAGACGUCUCCCACUGGGCCACCAAAGCCAGCAAAUAAACUGGACAACAUGCUGGGAAGCCUGCAGUCAGACCUUAACAGACUAGGCGUCCAAACUGUGGCUAAGGGCGUCUGUGGUGCCUGCAAGAAACCCAUAGUUGGACAGGUGGUGACUGCCAUGGGUAGAACGUGGCAUCCUGAGCACUUUGUGUGCACCCACUGCCAAGACGAGAUUGGCUCCAGAAACUUUUUUGAGCGUGAUGGACUACCUUACUGUGAGAAAGACUAUCACAGCCUCUUCUCACCAAGAUGCCACUACUGUAAUGGACCCAUACUGGAUAAAGUGGUGACUGCUUUGGACAAGACUUGGCAUCCUGAGCACUUCUUCUGUGCCCAGUGUGGAGCCUUCUUUGGACCAGAAGGGUUUCAUGAGAAGGAUGGAAAGGCAUUCUGCAGGAAGGACUAUUUUGACAUGUUUGCGCCGAAGUGUGGAGGCUGUGCACGGGCAAUUCUGGACAACUACAUCUCUGCACUCAACUCACUCUGGCACCCUGAAUGCUUUGUUUGCAGGGAAUGUUUCACGCCGUUCAUAAAUGGCAGCUUCUUUGACCACGAGGGUCAGCCGUACUGCGAGGCGCACUACCACGAGCGGCGUGGCUCGCUGUGCUCAGGGUGCCAGAAGGCCAUCACGGGCCGCUGCAUCACAGCGAUGGGCAAGAAAUUUCACCCAGAACACUUUGUGUGCGCUUUCUGCCUCAAACAGCUCAACAAGGGCACCUUUAAGGAGCAGAACGACAAGCCCUACUGCCACGGUUGCUUUAUUAAACUCUUCAGCUAGACACCUUUCCUUGCUCGUCAAAAUGCACACAAAGGGUGUUUUUGUACACUGAAGAGAUUUUCUUGCCUGUCCACUUUCUCAGGCUUUUUGCUAAAGGUGUUUUAUCAGCCCAAAGAGAUUUUUGUUUAGGGUUUUAAUCCUCUCUAGCAACAAAAUAAUACAAAUGUCCCUUUGUUUGUAGAAACAAAUGCAUAUGAGGGUGUUUUUUUUUAAUUAUUUUUUUCAAUUUCCUGUACAAAAUGUUUGAUUCUCUCAGUGCAGGACAUUGUCUAACAUCUCUAGCAAGCAUGGCGCUUGGAGAGCAGUUGUGACACUUUCAUGGCCAAUUGGUGUGAACAAUCAUGAACAAAUCUCCAACCACAGUUCUUGUUUUUGCACUGUCCAAACACAGAUUUCUUGAUGAGACUGUCAUACUGCGGAUUUUACCAUUUAAUGUGGCUUUUGUUUUUCUCCUCUCUAAUUACAUGUAAGAAAAGGAUCAGAUGUUUCUAGUGGCUUCAGGUGCUUGGGUAGGUACCGUACUCAAAGUGGAAUCUGUGUUUGUUGCCUAAUUACUGGUGACUCUUCACAAAUCAGUUAAUCACUGAUGGAAUAUUUUCUUUCUAAUCUAGAGUUCACUUAGAAAUAACCACGCUUACUGAUGUCAACUUUCAGUCCAAUUUAAAAAAAAAAAAUAAAUAAAUCAGAUCUCACCUCUGUAUUCAUGCACAAUUUCUAAAAGGAACAUUUUUAUCACAAAUAAUUAAUCUGUUCAUCAUUAACUCUUACAAUUGUGAACCUAUCACUAUUGAAUACAAAAAGAUUGGUUUAUGCCACAGCAUGCUACUGUUGUUUUAAAAGCAGUAAAAGCCAGCUGUCAAAAUCAGAAUCAACAGUCAAUUUAUAUCUAUGUAAUAUUCUUGACCGUGUGACAGAACUGUGUUUUGUCGUUGUUUCGAAGAAAAUAUAUAUUUCUAACUUGCUACGGAGCUGGCUCUACUGACAUGCAGGCCUAUGGUAGUCCAGCCUGUCUCUACCAUGUACAUACAAACACACUUUUACCAGCAGGUGGUUAAAAGAAAACCCAGUGCUCAAUAUUUUUUACCACAAAGCUCGAUCUCUGAUGAUGUUACAAGUGCCAAAUGGUAGCAGUUUGUUGUCGGCUACAAGUAUUUAAUCACAUCGCGUUAGACUAAGAUCCCCCCCCCCCCCCUGCACAUGCUUAUUUUUCAUCAUUAAGUGCACAAGGUGUUUAAUACAAGUUGUAAGGUGGAGGAUGCAAUGUGCCAAACGUGACAAUGCAAUUAAGGUCUUACACACUGUAGUCUUUCCUGUGAUUUGAGCCUUUGUGGUCUGAAUUCGGGUAGACUUGUCUGCUGCGCUGUAGCUACUUUCUAAAUGUGCACAAAUAAAAUGUAGUAGACGAGCAGAAGAGGAAAAUAGGAAUGCCACUUGUUGAGCAUUGGAGCUCAUGUUGGCUGUACACAUCCUGCUGAUUUCAACUUUGCAUAUUGUGUGUUCAGUUAGACUGGUUUGCCUACAAAUAUUUUGAUUUUUUUGUUUGUUUUUUGUUUUUUUAUUCUUCUCCAUGUAGUCUUUUUAGUUACCUCUUCGUUUCUUCCUGUCAUGGAAGACGACCUUUCUACUUUUAAGUGAGAUUAAGUGAAAUAUGUUAAGAGUACAUUUUGUGAUCCUUAAGCAUUUGAUUUUUAAGAGCUUUGGCUUGCUUGGGUGCUAUGUAAACUUUGUGAGGAGUCUGAUUACAGAAAAUCCAACCAAUGCAAAUAAAACAAGAUCUUUA
Syngnathoides biaculeatus (alligator pipefish) is the source of this 3756-nucleotide messenger RNA. Its product is annotated as paxillin-like. Lineage: Eukaryota; Metazoa; Chordata; Actinopteri; Syngnathiformes; Syngnathidae. The record is from RefSeq and is a predicted model, not a curated record. Gene Ontology annotation, biological process: transforming growth factor beta receptor signaling pathway; substrate adhesion-dependent cell spreading; endothelial cell migration. Bases 402 to 1976 code for a protein of 524 amino acids. The transcript is spliced from 12 exons.